Messenger RNA from Polypterus senegalus (gray bichir), 2851 nucleotides. RefSeq names its product homeobox protein cut-like 2. Lineage: Eukaryota; Metazoa; Chordata; Cladistia; Polypteriformes; Polypteridae. The record is from RefSeq and is a predicted model, not a curated record. Gene Ontology annotation, molecular function: DNA binding.
GAGGAGCUCUCGGCCACUGUCCCCAACAGAAAGGCACUUAAACCUGAUGACAGCCACUUGCCAAAGGACCGAGGGCAAAUAAAAAACGCGUUGGACCGAGGGACUGAGGAAGCACAGAAAACGUUGGCCUCCAGGCUGGGAGAAUCUGAAGAGAAAAUCAAAGUCCUUCACACAGCUUUGGUGACCACCCAGAGGGAGCUUCUGGAUCUCAGAUGCAAGUCUGAUGAAGAGGCAGCCUCCAAGGCAGAGGAAGUCGGGCUGAUCAUGACAAAUCUGGAGAAAGCAAAUCAGAGAGCUGAAGCUGCCCAGAGAGAAGUCGACAGCCUGAGAGAGCAGCUGGCAACGGUCAACAGCACUGUGCACCUUGGAUGUCACGCCAUUAAAAGUCCAAGUGGGGAGAAGGACGAGUCUUUGAGCUCAGAGUCGAAGAUUGAGUCGGCUCUCGCAGCUAAGGACCGGGAGAUCAUUCAGUUACUGAAGGAUGUCCAGCGACUGCAGAUCACUCUGCAAGAACUCCAGGAAAGUUCGACGCAUCGCAUUGCUGAGAUCGAGCAGCAGCUCACCUUCAAGACGGAAGCCAUCGAGCGUCUCGAAGCCAAGUUACGAAUGCAAACAGACUACGAAGAAAUUAAAACUGAGCUCAGCAUCCUCAAAGCAAUGAAACAGGCGUCCGCAAACACCUGCUCUUCCCAGGACCCAUCAAAGGCCGCUGAAGCUCUUCUCCUGGAUAAAGAAGACUUCCUUCCAUCCCAGAAGUUCCUGCUCGAGAAACCCCAUCUCCUUACAAACAGCGAAGAGGACCAGUCAGAAGAGGAGCCGCUGAGGAGCUCCCUGUCCUACGCAUCCCCCCAGAGUCACUCGCAGCCUCUCCUGGAAGGACCCUCUUCCCCUGAUGCCACUCAGCCCCUCCUGGGUGCCAUGUCGGUGCACGAACUCCCGCGACCCUUCUCUUGCUCUCCAUACCCUCCCGAUAAGCUCUCGGUGGAUCCUCUGCUACAGAAGCAGAUGCUCUCCCCGCUCUACAAAAAAGAUAAUGGCAACCUAAUGCCUUUCCCCACCGCCCUCUACGCCGCCAAGGCUGCCCUCAUAUCGGCCAGUAAGAGCCAAGCCACAGCCUGCAGCAAUGAAGGUGGCCACCCGAGUGACCAGUCUGAAAGCGGCAGCUCCAGCACCGGUGAGGAUGAGCAGCUGGACACGGCCGAGAUCGCAUACCAAGUGAAGGAGCAGCUUUUGAAACACAACAUCGGCCAGCGCGUCUUUGGACAUUAUGUGCUGGGGCUGUCACAGGGCUCUGUCAGCGAGAUCCUCGCCCGGCCAAAGCCCUGGAGGAAGCUCACCGUGAAGGGCAAGGAGCCGUUUAUCAAGAUGAAGCAGUUCCUGUCGGACGAGCAGAACAUCUUGGCCCUCAGGACCAUCCAGGUCCGGCAGAGAGGGAGCAUAACUCCAAGGAUCAGAACUCCAGAAACAGGAUCCGAUGAUGCCAUCAAAAACAUCCUGGAGCAGGCGAAGAAGGAAAUUCAGUCACAAAGAGGAAGUGACGGCAAGUCCCAAUCCACCGCCACCUCAGCCUGCAGCAGUAAUGGCAGUAGCAGCAACAGCUCCGACGACACCAUCAAGAGCAUCCUGGAGCAGGCCCGGCGGGAGAUGCAGGCCCAACAGCAGGCUCUCCUAGAGAUCGAGUCCUGCAACCGAGGGGCUGCAGCCACCCAGGCGGACAGGACUGCACCGUCAGAGCUGAGCAAGGCCUUGCAGCCGGCUGCUUACAUUAAGCAGGAAGAGGGGAGCAGUGGGGUGGUGUCCGCCUGUGGCAUUGCGGUCACCGCUUGUGGUCAGACCCCCCUCAGCGUGCUCUCACCAGCGGCCUUUGUCCAGAACAUCAUUCGAAAGGUGAAGUCGGAGAUUGGGGAUGCCGGCACUUACUUUGAUCAGCACUGGGCAGCCGAGAGAAGCGUCAUCGGCAGCAGCACCGUGGGAAUCACUUCCCGGCCUCUGACGUCGGUCUCCCCGUCCUUGUCAUCGUCUUCCUCGGCGGGGUCCGCCAUGCCACGUCCUUGGCCACUUCACACAGAGAACGGGGAAAGUAUACCGAAUAGCGAGGAGGCCUCGGCAGCAGAGGAGGAGAUGGCCAAGCUGGUGGACGUGAAAUGUGAGACGGAUGUGUCGAGUGGCUGCGAGUCUCAGGGACUGGGCCGCCUGUCCUACUACCCAGCCUACGUGCCUCGCACUCUAAAGCCAACCGUCCCCCCGCUCACACCUGAGCAGUAUGAGAUGUAUAUGUACAGAGAGGUGGACACCAUCGAGCUGACCCGCCAGGUCAAGGAGAAGCUGGCGAAGAAUGGCAUCUGCCAGAGAAUUUUUGGAGAAAAGGUGCUCGGCCUGUCACAGGGGAGUGUCAGUGACAUGCUGUCCCGACCCAAGCCAUGGAGUAAGCUGACUCAGAAAGGACGAGAGCCAUUCAUCCGCAUGCAGCUUUGGCUUUUGGAUCAGUUAGGCCAAGGCAUCAGCCAGACAGCCAGUAACAGCGGCAUGCUGGAUAAGAGUCCGAUGCAAGCCCGCUCCUCCCCAUCUCCGCCACCAAGCCCUCUGGAGGAUCAGCCGAGCCCUCAGGGAGAGUCCGUGAGUCUGGCCUUGGAGAGCAGUAAGGAGAACCAGCAUCCCGAGGUCCAGUCCGUGUCGCCAUCCUUACAUGGGGGAAAGACGGCACCUGGGCAGCUCCAUCAUCAUCACCACCACCACAACCAUCAUCAGCACACGCCGCUGGGCAUCCAGGAGCUGGUGGCCAUGUCGCCCGAGCUUGACACUUACUCGAUCACCAAAAGAGUGAAGGAGGUGCUGACCGACAACAAUUUGG